UGUCUUAAGCAUUAAAGCGUAUGUUAAUAUUGUUAAUCAUGUACAAUGAUAGAACAACUACUGCCUAAAUGGAAUUAGAGUAGCCGACAAAAUCAUUGAAGAUACCGUCUCUUCCAGUUUGAAAUGUGUUUGUGGUCGUGCAUCCAUGUUGUGGCUGUUAGUAAUAACAUAACUUGAUUUGUGCAGGAAAUUUUCACCUUAUGAUAGUUAUUUCGUUGGAAUUACUGCAAUUCAGUAAUGUUAAUGAGAAUAUGGUUAUUCGGAAUUACAUUAGCUCUCGUUUCUUGUGAGCUCACCGGGGACCACAUUUGCGAGGAGGAAGAGCGAUACCCAGUGAACAUUACCGAGUUUUCUUUGAGGAAUGUUACAGUAAGGAAUUACAAAUGGUGCAUGGGAUUCCCACCGAGAUGUUCAUUCUACACCUUGAAAACCGUGAAGGUUCCUGAAGUUGUUGAGAGGCUAGAGACUAGGCUUGUGAGAAAAUGCUGCCCCGGAUUUGCAGAGAAUGUGAAUCGUGAUGGAUGCGUUCCCUGCAAGAAAUGUUUCGAGGGAAUCUGUGGCAUCGGGGGAAACUGUUUAUGCAAUUCAGGUUUCCGUGGAGCUGAUUGUGCUGAUGCUUGUGAAUCUAUGCGCUGGGGAGUUAAUUGCCAGCAGGAAUGUUUGUGUGAGCAUGGAAACUGCAACCCAAGAACAGGAAGAUGUGACUGUCCCACAGGAUGGUUCGGAACCAGAUGUGAAGUGCCCUGUCUAGAAGGUUUCUACGGUAAACAUUGCAUCAAUAGAUGUAGUUGCGGAGAAAGAGAUCUCUGCAGUCCCGAAACGGGGGAUUGCUUGAGGAAAAAAACCCGUCAGCAAGACCAUCAUUCAACUCGAGCUAUUCAAUACAUGACUGAACAUGUCCUCAACAUCACCCUCCCAAUAAACAAACAAAAGUCAACGCCUUCCUUGCAGAAAUAUUACACGUUUGAUAUGGAACUCAACAACAACAAUACUGCCGAGGAAAAUGAAAUAAUCGAUGAACUGAACAUAAAAAGACAAAACACAAAAAUCAACAACAAAGUAACCGCUAGUUCAGAGAGAAGAAGACCAACAAGAAAACAAUACAAAAGCACAACACAGGCAAUGACAAAAAAUAAUAAUGCUGAUAAAAAAUAUGGCAACACCUUGGGAAGUGUAGAAGAUUCUGCGGAAAGCACGACAGAAAUGAGUUCGGAAAUCGCUCGUAAUAUUGAAAAUGUAGCAAUCAUUGAUGAAAAUGGGUCGUUAGAAUAUAAUAAAAAAAUUAAUCCAUUAGAUAAGUCACAAGAAAUUAUCCAUGAUAAUUUUGGAUUGAGCGAAAGAAAAAGGAAUAAAACGGAAUACAGAGAAAAGACGAAACAUGCAUACAAUAAUAAUGGAAGGAACAGAAACGAAUCGACAGCUAACAGAAAAACGGGAAAAGAUGUUUCCGAAAAUUCGAACGAAAAAGGGCAUGUAGAUGUUACCCGCACACAGAAAAUACUGGAUGCGGAACCAUACGAAAAUUUAACGACGGUAUAUCCAAAUAAUCCAGUUCGGAAUCAUUCCGAUUAUUCUACGAAUGUUGAAGGGUUCAAUAGGAACAGUGAAACGACUAGUUCUGUUGAUACAUUCCGCCCAGUUGAUGUGACUCUUCAUAGGGUGGAAGAUAUAAUACCUCCUACUUCAAACAAACCAGCUUCCAUAACAACCCCUUCGUCAAAAGGAGAUGAGGCAUCGGAUCAUGCUAUUGCUCUGGAAGAGAAUGAACUUCAGAAUUUAGACGUUAUAAAUAACAUCUUAACCAGCAGAGAAACUACAACGCCAUCUAGACCUUUCUUCACAACAAUUGGACAAAAUAAUGCACUGAGGAAAGAGAUUUUAUCAUUUGGGGAUGUCGUACCCUCGACCAAAAGUAUUGAUAUGAAAAAUGAUUUGUAUCCUCCUGAAUCAACAGAAAAUCAAAUAUCGAUGAAAGAAACAUAUGAAAGAAGGAAUGGAAAUGAGCAAAUUGGCGGAGUUUCGGAAGAAUACGAAUAUUCCACCAAUAAUAAUAGCAAUAUAACCACCCAUAUGAGCAUAGUAGCUUUAGUCUCAUUGAUUUCAGUACUCGUUCUUUCAGGAGUAAUUUUGGUGCAUCAUUACAGUCGGAAAAGGAAAACGAAAAAAAUCGAUAACCAGAAUUAUACAGGUCCCACAGUUUCUGUGUAUACACACAGUAUAUUUCACACCCCGUUACCAGAUCCUCCAAUUUUCGAAAAUCCUGUAUUCAAGACGCCAUCAGAGGUAUCGAAUGACCACCGAACAAUUCAAACUCAUGUAAUAUGCAGUUUGAAUUUUCCAGAAAAUAAAAUUUGUGAUGAAAAGGAGUAUACCUAUGACCAUCCACCGUCAACUGGAAGCUAUAGGGCCGCCUCCAUUCCUGAACCACCAGAAAUACUUGAAACCCUUAAUUCCGAACCGGUUUACGAUGAGAUACCAUCCAGCAGAAGGGGAAAUCAAACCAUGUCACCACCACCCUCUUAUAAGUCAUCCUGUUUGUAUAUGAACACUUGUGGAAAGACAAGAUUUUAAAAAAGAUAAAAGUGAUAUUAAUUAUAUCAUCCUGAAGUUUUGUACAUUUUAGUUUUGAAGAUAUUUAUUUGAGGGUCUAUGACUAAAAGUAUAUGAUCAUUAAUGUAUCCGGUUUAAUAUGAAAUAAAUAUAACCUUCAUUCA
Molecule: messenger RNA, 2714 nt
Organism: Coccinella septempunctata (seven-spotted ladybird)
Lineage: Eukaryota; Metazoa; Arthropoda; Insecta; Coleoptera; Coccinellidae
Product: laminin subunit gamma-1-like
Exons: 9
Coding region: 238-2571 (777 amino acids)
Molecular function (GO): protein binding; scavenger receptor activity
Source: RefSeq, a predicted model, not a curated record